AUUGCCGCUGGGGACCUAUUUAGCAUAGACGAUUCCUAUCGGGGGUUAAAACUGGAAUUGUGAGAAACUAUGAGCGCGCUAUUUAAACGGCGCGAGUAACUAACUACCGUUUGUAUGCCUUUCAAUUGUGAGAGAGAGGAAAUGGAGUGUCAGGUAGUGUUGUUGAAGAGAGAAGACUGUUUCCACCCCAAACACGACUCUCUUUUCUACGACUGGAAGGUUCUCGUCGGGCCUUCUGAUUGGGAAGACCACUCCCUGUGGAAAGGAGCAGAGAGAUACAGGGUUCACAAUCUCCCGAACUGUUAUUCAUGUCCAGGGCUUUAUGAGCUUGGCAUAGUUAUAUCAGGAGCUCAUUCAGGAAGCAAGAUCGGAAAUCUUGAUCCAGUUCCCUUUUACCUUGGACAAACUGGCAAUGUUAGGAGUAGACUGCAGUGUUAUGGCCGCGAAGGCGCUCAUUUAGAAAAUGGCAACUUCAAUGGUCAGGUGAAUGAUUAUGUACCCCAACAAGGGCAUGGAGCGUUUUCGGAGGCCUUCUCCAGGGGCUACACCAUCGUGUAUAGAUGGGCUCCUAUGAAAAAUAAGGAGGAGGCUGAAAAGGCAGAAACUCGACUGCUUAACACCUAUGAUUAUGCAUUGAACAAAGGCAACAAUGGUGUUCGUCGCCUUGAAGAAGUUUUCCAAAAACUUCAGGGAAGUACUUCAAGCGGUGUCCAAUUCCUCACACUGGCCAACAACUGGAUGAGGGCUAAUGAGUGCCAGCCGAUGGAUCUCAUCCAUUGGCUACAGCAAUGUCCCUUCAGUAAUCUCAAGUUAUCCAGUGUGUUUGAUACUCCAUACGGUAAUUCAACUCAUCAAUCAGUCCAUACUCCAUACGGUAAUUCGACUCAUCAAUCUCAUCAAUCAGUCCAUACUCCAUAUGGUAAUUUGACUCAUCAAUCAGUCCCAUAUAGGCGGAUCAAAAAAAAAUCAGUCCCAGCCGAGCAAAAAAGAAAAAAGAAAUGAGUCCCAGCCGAGCAAAAAAAUAAAAUAAAAUCAGUCACAUGUAGAAGUGUUGUCAUAGAAUAUAAUUCUCCUACUUGUGAAGCUACCUUGGAUGAUGGUUCCGCUUGCAGAAGGCAGCCGGUUGAAGGUAGAAAAAGGUGUUGGCAGCAUAAAGGUAUGUGGGGCUAUGACACUGGAGGAAGUUCAUCAGAUAUAUGUGCGGCUAGCACAGCGUAUGGAUCCAUCUGCCGUAGAACACCCGUCUAUGGAAGGGAGAGGUGUGAGAAGCACAGAGGCAAAAGGGCCGCCUUCUGAGUUAUGUACAUAGAUUCAAGUUCAAGUGUCUGGUACGGGUAUCUAUAUAAGUGUCUGGUACCUGUCUAUUCGUGCUAAAUAAAACCAUGGCCUAUUACCUUUGGAAGGUAAAUCAUACUUAGCUAUUACCUAGCUUGCUAAUGUGUAAGGUUUUCCAUGCCGUAGACAUUUGAAGUCAGGUCAUUCGUAGAGUUCUGCUGAGUGGUUUACUAGGUCUAUUAAUGUCUGUAUUGUGACUUGUAAAAUGUCCUGCAUUUCUGUAAAUGCAACUUUCUAUUGUGCUUUGUGAGAUGUUAUCUUGUUGAAUGGACCAACUCAGCAUUCGGAUGA
Molecule: messenger RNA, 1626 nt
Organism: Rhododendron vialii
Lineage: Eukaryota; Viridiplantae; Streptophyta; Magnoliopsida; Ericales; Ericaceae
Product: protein EFFECTOR OF TRANSCRIPTION 2-like
Exons: 3
Coding region: 115-1002 (295 amino acids)
Biological process (GO): regulation of DNA-templated transcription
Molecular function (GO): DNA binding
Source: RefSeq, a predicted model, not a curated record